Molecule: messenger RNA, 588 nt
Organism: Radiomyces spectabilis
Lineage: Eukaryota; Fungi; Mucoromycota; Mucoromycetes; Mucorales; Radiomycetaceae
Exons: 3
Coding region: 1-588 (195 amino acids)
Biological process (GO): cobalamin metabolic process
Source: RefSeq, a predicted model, not a curated record
AUGUCAGUAACAGCUCUAGCGACUACGAGUCCAUCUUCGGUCAGCGACAAAAAGAAGAAGGAUACAUCAACAUGCCUAGUUUACCCUACUCGCUUCACGUAUGAAGCAUCCCACUUCGAAUAUUCAGUAUACGCUCCUUCAUCAAGAUUCCUCCGAGAAUUACGAUCGGUGUUUCCUGAUCUCUCACCGAAACAGCAAAAGUCCGUUCUUGUCAUACCCGUCAUACAGCACUGCCAAAGGGACAUGGUGGGCAUUACCAACGAUGUUAAUCAUGAGAGAGAUGUCAAAUUGGAGACGUUUGUAUCCUGGGGAAAACGAGUUGUUACUCGACUGCGCUCGGUUGGCAUGUGGGCUGACAUUAUGGAUCCUGCUUCUGGAUUCCCCAUUUUCAGUGCGGCAGGACCCACACCCUACCCUGACGUGCAAGGAACGCAGGCGCUCACACAAUAUGAUGUACAGAAUGUGGGAUGCUGUCAUAUUCUGCUGCAUCCAACAUGGAAGAGUCAUAUAUACCCUGCUACGAUGUUUACCACGGCUCCUAGUGAUAUUCUUGUUAAAGUCAUCAACGAGAUCGCCGAAGCUGAAUAA